Messenger RNA from Brienomyrus brachyistius, 3665 nucleotides. It is a transcript of the gene mta3, whose product is annotated as metastasis associated 1 family, member 3. Lineage: Eukaryota; Metazoa; Chordata; Actinopteri; Osteoglossiformes; Mormyridae. Gene Ontology annotation, cellular component: NuRD complex; nucleoplasm. The record is from RefSeq and is a predicted model, not a curated record. Gene Ontology annotation, biological process: negative regulation of transcription by RNA polymerase II. The transcript is spliced from 19 exons. Bases 748 to 2829 code for a protein of 693 amino acids. Gene Ontology annotation, molecular function: chromatin binding; histone deacetylase binding; transcription corepressor activity.
UAGUGACGCCAGGGGUUACUGUAUCACUGCAGGGUUAUGUAUCAUGAUACUGUAUCACUGCAGGCUGCAGGGUUAUGUAUCACGAUACUGUAUCACUGCAGGGUUAUGUAUCACGAUACUGUAUCACUGCAGGGUUAUGUAUCACGAUACUGUACCACUGCAGGGUGAUGCAUCGUUGUGCUGUACCAUUGCUGCGUGAUGCAUCGUGGUGCUGUACCAUUCCUGGGUGGUGCAUCGUGGUGCUGUACCAUUGCUGCGUGAUGCAUCGUGGUGCUGUACCACUGCUGCGUGAUGCAUCGUGGUGCUGUACCACUGCUGCGUGAUGCAUCGUGGUGCUGUACCACUGCUGCGUGAUGCAUCGUGGUGCUGUACCACUGCUGCGUGAUGUCGGCUGGUAUGACGCGUGGCAGGCUUUGGUUAUGGUUAAGACCAUGUGGGUUAGGGUUUGGGUUGGCCUAGCCCUGCUGGACGUGCCGUCUGCCCGACCACUUGCGGAAUGCCCCCCGGCCCCAGAGUGGCUCCAGCACACGAAUGGGCCGUUUGAGCUCCGGCGUCCGUCAGCAUUUGGGUCGUGCCGCCGAGCUCCUGCACCAGCCUGGCCUUUAGCUCGCCGGUGAUGCUCAGUGAGCCUGAGGUGCUCAAGAAUGAUGUUUGGCUAAGUACAGAACUAAUUGGACUCAUUUUCUGUGAAUUCAUGUAAGAGGGUGAUUGUUGGAAGGCAGCUGGGGCGGGACACCUGUGCCUGUCAUGGACACCCCACAGCCUCUUAUGAAUUACGUCUUCUUCGAGAAUUCCUCCAGUAACCCGUACCUGAUCCGGCGCAUAGAGGAGCUGAAUAAGACGGCCAGUGGGAACGUCGAGGCGAAGGUGGUCUGCUUCUACAGGCGGAGGGACAUCUCACACAGCCUGAUCCAGCUGGCAGACAAGCACGCAAAGGACCUGGAGGAGGAGAAGGCGAGCUCGAGUGACCCGGAGCUCAGCGACAAGCAGAAGCACCAGCUUCGUCACCGCGAGCUCUUCCUGUCACGGCAGUACGAGUCGCUGCCGGCGACUCACAUCAGGGGGAAGUGCAGUGUGGCUCUCCUGAACGAGACCGAGUCUGUGCUCUCCUACCUGGACAGGGAGGACUCGUUCUUCUACUCACUGGUGUACGACCCUACGCAGAAGACCCUGCUGGCCGACAAGGGUGAGAUCCGUGUGGGGCCUCGCUUCCAGGCCGACGUGCCCGACAUGCUGCAGGACGGCGAGCCAGACGACCGGGAUCAGUCCAAGCUGGAGGUGAAAAUGUGGGACCCCCAGUGCCCUCUGACGAACAAGCAGAUCGACCAGUUCCUUGUUGUUGCUCGUGCGGUGGGCACCUUCGCCCGAGCCCUGGACUGCAGCAGCUCUGUCCGGCAGCCCAGCUUGCACAUGAGUGCCGCCGCCGCCUCCCGCGACAUCACCCUGUUCCACGCCAUGGACACGCUGCACCGGCACGGCUACAGCCUGUCUGGGGCCAUCAGCGUGCUGGUGCCGCAGGGCGGCCCUGUGCUCUGCCGCGACGAGAUGGAGGAAUGGAGCGCUUCGGAGGCCGGCCUCUUCGAGGAGGCGCUCGAGAAAUACGGCAAGGACUUCAGUGACAUCCGGCAGGACUUUCUCCCCUGGAAGUCACUGACCAGCAUCAUCGAGUAUUACUACAUGUGGAAGACGACAGACCGAUACGUGCAGCAGAAACGGCUGAAGGCAGCGGAAGCCGAGAGCAAACUGAAGCAAGUGUACAUCCCUACCUACAACAAGCCCAACCCCAACCAGAUCUCCGUCAGCAACGGCAAGAUGAGCGCGGUGAACGGCGCAGCUGCACUGCCGGGGCACCAGGCGACCAGCGGAGGGCGAGCUUGCGAGAGCUGCUACUCCAUGCAGUCGGCGCAGUGGUACUCGUGGGGCCCCCCCAACAUGCAGUGCCGGCUCUGCGUGUCCUGUUGGAUGUACUGGAAAAAGUACGGGGGGCUGAAGAUGCCCAGCCGAGCUGAUGGAGAGGAGAAGGCACCAUCCAGCCCCUCCCCCAAUGAGCCCCGGUCCCGUGCUCACGGCCCCCGCCAGUCGGCUCACCUGGCCCCCAUGCGCAACACGGGCAGCCCCAAGUCCUCGGUGAAGACCAAGCAGGCCUUCCUGCUGCAGGCCACACGGCUCACCAAGCUGGCGCGUCACAUGUGCCGUGACAUCAUCAGGCUGCGCCGGGCCGCACGCCGCCCCUUUGUGCCCAUUAACUGUGGCGCCAUAAAGGCGGAGUACAUGUCGCGAGCCUCUGAGGGACUGGGGGCGCCACCAGCGCAGCUGCGGAGCGUGCAGAGGAGCAGCCUCAGCAGCGUGCUGCGCUUCCUGGAGUCUCGCCCAGCCCCCAACAUGACCCGGGCUCCCCGCACUCCAGGUCUCCAGGUCCCGCCCCCCCGGCGUCUGCUCUCCUCACUGCCUAGCCAUGGGCCGCUAGGCAUGCUGGGAAAGCGCGGAUACCACCACCAUAGCAGGAUGGAGAGCAGUGCAGAGAGGAGGGCAGCUGCGGGCCAAGAGAACUCGAGUCACACAGUGGGAAGCCUGUUGCACAACGGAAGCAGCAGCGGCAACGUGUUGCGUAAGCGUCGGCCCAACUGGAUCGACGCCCCUGACGACAGCUUCUUCCUCGUGUCCUGGGAGACCAGGAAGGCCCGGAAGCUGCUCUCUCGCUCCCAGCUAAGACGUGCCUGCAGGCAGCCAUGUGAGCAGAUCUCCCUGCGAAGGGUCCCCUCUGCUCCCCACCAGCCCCCCCCACACCUCAGCCUGAGGAACCGGGGCCCCAUCGUCAUUCAUGACUGACCCCCUGCCCGCCACCCCCCCUGUCCCAGUGCACCGGCGACGGAACCCGAUGGCCACCCCCAACGAUGUCCCGCACCCAUGAUGUCGUCGGUGCAAAAGCAAACCGCACACUCCGCAGUCCCCAGCAAGACGUUAUCAGACAAAGAGCGCCAUCUGGUGUUGGAAGGCAGGCAUGACAGCUCUGAGGUGCCCAUUAUAACUGCAGUUUCUUCACCCUGUUUUAGAAAGACUCGAGGGGCGCGGUUUGUGCGCUGUUUUUUUUUUUGACAUCUUGAACCAACAUUGUCACACACACUGACACACACAAGCAAAAUCACAAUGUAUAUUUAAGGGUUUUUACAUUUGCUUUUUCUUAACUUCUUGUAUUUUAUCAGAAAUGGAUGAAAUGAGCCCUGUUUCCGCGGUAGGUCAGUAAGGGGGUCCUUCCCCUGUAGAUGUGGUAUUAAAGGGUAGCGGGUCGGACUCGGGCGAUGUUACGCGCUGUUCCCACUCGCUGGCGCACCCGCUUCGCGGUCAUUUUCCCGGCAGAGGUACGAAUCGUUUCGUCUGUCACCUCCGGUCCCUUUCUGAAGCCGCCCUGGCCACCACCAGGGGGUCAGUACACAGCCAGGCAUAUCUACGCAGGUAUGCAGUGCAGUGCUGAAGCGAGAAACCUCCGUUUAAAGAAUCGUUCGGUUACGCAGCGCUAAUGAACUCUCAGAGGUCGCAGCUUUUCUGCGUCUCCGGGGCUUCCUUUAUUGUACUGAUCCAUCCUACACCCCCGUAUUUAUGUUGUGUUUUCCUGUGCAACAUGUUUGAUGUGUAAUAUUCCCAAAUAAAACAUGCUGUGAGCUGUA